AUGUAAUCCACAAGCUGCCCUAAAAUCCAUUUAUAUUUGUAGCCACCCAUUUGUAAUACACACUUUCAGCAGCUAGUCUGUUUAGAUCAAUGGCCAGUUGUGGGUUUCAACAAUCAGCAUUCGCCGGAGAGAGUGGGCUGAGGCCCCGGAAUGAGUUCCUCCGCAAGAUUGGCAGCUUCGGCCCGGCCCGUUUCACCAUGAGACGUACCGUCAAAACUGCUCCCCAAAGCAUUUGGUAUGGGCCGGACCGUCCAAAGUACUUGGGCCCAUUCUCCGAACAAACUCCUUCGUACCUCACCGGCGAGUUCCCCGGCGACUAUGUUUGGGACACGGCUGGGCUCUCGGCCGACCCGGAGACCUUUGCCCGCAACCGUGAGCUGGAGGUGAUCCACUGCCGUUGGGCCAUGCUCGGCGCUCUGGGCUGCAUCUUCCCGGAGAUUCUAUCAAAGAACGGCCUCAAAUUCGGUGAGGCGGUAUGGUUCAAGGCCGGAGCCCAAAUUUUCUCCGAAGGUGGACUGGACUACUUGGGCAACCCGAACCUUAUCCAUGCCCAGAGCAUUCUUGCUAUCUUGGGCGUCCAGGUGGUGCUUAUGGGCUUAGUGGAAGGAUACAGGGUUGGAGGCGGCCCACUUGGAGAGGGCCUGGACAAGGUGUACCCCGGUGGAUCGUUUGACCCACUGGGCCUGGCCGAUGACCCGGAGGCAUUCGCAGAGCUGAAAGUGAAAGAAAUCAAGAAUGGGCGGUUGGCGAUGUUCUCAAUGUUUGGGUUCUUUGUGCAGGCCAUUGUUACUGGUAAGGGCCCAAUAGAAAAUCUUUUCGACCACGUUGCUGACCCAGUUGCUAAUAAUGCGUGGGCCUAUGCCACCAACUUUGUACCCGGCAAGUGAAACCUUGUCCUAAAUGGUAUCUUUCUGUUUGUUUCAAGCUACCUUGCAGAAUUAUUUCAAAAGUCAACUAUAUGUGUUAAGAAUAAAGACUACAGUCGCAUAUAUUUCGUGUUAAUAUCAUUUCUAAAAGUUCUUAUACUGUAUUAAAUCAAAAAACAAUUAUUUUCCUUGAAAAAGAAACAAUGAUUCCAGGUUUUAAAAGAUGAAUAAAUAUCACUUGGUGAGCAUUUUUUUUGCCCCAUUUAUAUUUGGUAACACUGAAAUUUGUUAAAUCUACUGAAAUUGAUUAGCUGAAUUCGUUGAAUUAUGAAAUCUGGAUUAGUUACAAUUUAUAUUUGCAUGAGUGGCCAGGUGUUGUGAUGACGCUCUUGAAUGUUCAACUCUAAUUUGGGCAAAUUACUUAAGUCAUGAAAUAUUUGCGGAAGAUUGGAAUUUUUCAAAGGAUGUUAUCUCAUAAGUCUAUUCACGAAGUGUUUUCUAAUUAAAUAUAGUAUUCUUGCGACGAAUAUUGGAUUCUUGAUUCCUCUCUAAAUGAGCUAGUAUUAAAUUCCUUUUUUACAGCAUACCUAACGUAGCAUGAGCUUGAAUUUCCAUUUUUUCGUAACCCGGAAGGCAAACCAGCAUCAGUGGGGCAAAUGUCGGGAAACAUUUGCUGAUGUUUUAUUAGGUAAUAAAAACAAAAUACAUAGGUGAGGUGAACAAAACCAAAACUCCACUAGAGAAGGCAUUCCUUCCCGAAAUACAAGAUUAAAAAAAUUUGAAAUAAGGUUGAUGGAGUAUAUUCCCAUAUACCUCAGGGGUAUCAUGACCAACGGACAAGGACUUCAGUUAUAUCAUUAUUUAGUACGAAGUUUCAGCCGAGGCCAACCUUGACAAUGAGAUCGGGUAACAACACAAGUCCACAGAUCAACAAAGUAUGGAACCACGGCGAGGCUGACCUCGAUCCCCCGAGGUCGGUACAACAUCGGGCUCCCAGAUCACCAAAAUAAGGCCAAAUCUGAGGCAGACCUCGAGCACACAGAGGUCGGUACCAGAUUUGACCUCGAACAACAUGCACACGUCAACAGAAGUCAAUGAAUGUAAACAUAUGAUCACCACCGAACAAAAUAAAGACCAAAACAAAAUCCUCUUGAACGAGCUCGCCAUACUCGAGCUCUGAGCUCAUGGAGCUCAGGGCCUCACUAACCAAAUGUGUACUUAGACAUUUCAGCAAUCAAAUAUCGCGCAAGCUACCGCCACAUCACCAGCGUUGUGCGAAGGCCACGUCACUCCGACAGUUAGAAUGAAGAAUAUUUUGGAUAGCACACACGUGUGUUCUGGUACAACUCUGUUACACACAGUACCAAUCAACAAGUUGUCCAAAGUAUCUUUCCAAUCAUUAUUACACGUGUCACCAUAUUAUUAGACUAGUACAUCUAUUAUGUUAGGCGGGUGUGCCAUGUGUCACCACCACAAUAGAAUAAUAUUUUUUUACUU
Cuscuta epithymum is the source of this 2363-nucleotide messenger RNA. Lineage: Eukaryota; Viridiplantae; Streptophyta; Magnoliopsida; Solanales; Convolvulaceae. The record is from the annotation of a GenBank genome assembly.